AUGGUUCUCCCAAUAAUCGCUGGCUUGGGACUUACCGUGGCAGCUUUGACAUUUAGAAGUGGGUUGAGAGCUUAUUAUAGGUACGUCAAAUUAACCCCCACUAUGAUAGCCCAAUUGAACGGGAUACAGUUAUCAAAACCACACACUCAAAACGACGUAAUGAAACUAAAGUUUGCCCAGUAUCCUGGAGGAUUUUUUAAUCCCAUAACUGAAAGUGAGGCGCUGCUUAUAUUGGGGAUUCCCCAGUCAGAAAUUGUGACUUUAACGCAUGAGAAACUAAAGAAACGACAUAGGCAAUGUAUGCUGAUAAAUCAUCCAGAUAAAGGAGGGAGUCCGUAUUUAGCAAUGAAAAUUAACCAGGCGAAGGAGGUAUUAGAAAAAAGUUACAUGUUUCGGAAAUGA
Molecule: messenger RNA, 402 nt
Organism: Komagataella phaffii GS115
Lineage: Eukaryota; Fungi; Ascomycota; Pichiomycetes; Pichiales; Pichiaceae
Product: Constituent of the mitochondrial import motor associated with the presequence translocase
Exons: 1
Coding region: 1-402 (133 amino acids)
Biological process (GO): protein import into mitochondrial matrix
Cellular component (GO): PAM complex, Tim23 associated import motor
Molecular function (GO): ATPase activator activity
Source: RefSeq, a predicted model, not a curated record